Castor canadensis (American beaver) is the source of this 1040-nucleotide messenger RNA. The record is from RefSeq and is a predicted model, not a curated record. NCBI's taxonomy places the organism in Eukaryota, Metazoa, Chordata, Mammalia, Rodentia, Castoridae.
GGCUGCUCCCAGAAGUCCUGUGCGGGGUCGGAUGAGAAAUGCGUGGACUCUGCGGCAGUGGACCCCGGUCUCCCUGGCCUUUCUCACUGCCUCGAAUCUUCAGAGGCAGACGCGCCAUGGAGCUCGAGAACAUCGCCGCCAACACGCUGCUGCUGAAAGCGCGCCAAGGAGAAUUUGGCCAAAAAAGCGGUCGCAGUAGAAAAUGGAGGGAGAUGCUGAGGCUGCCCCCUGACAGCCAGUGCAACAAGCUAAGACAUACCAUCGAAAAGGAUUUUAGCAGUCUUUGUAACAAGCAGCCAAUAGGAAGACUUCUCUUCAGGCAAUUCUGUGAUACAAAACCAGAUCUAAAGUGGUGCAUUGAAUUCUUAGACGCAGUGGCAGAGUAUGAAGUUGCCAUUGAUGAGGAGAAAAUAGAUCAUAGACAAUCAAUCUUAGAUAAAUUCUUCAAAAAAGAGAAUUCGGAAGAAAUACCCAAAGCUGUUGUGUGUGACUGUAGAUGGGACCCGGAGCAGAACCCCUCUGGAAAUGUCUUUGGGAAUUGCACUAGAGUUGUCCAUGACUAUUUGAGUAAAAAACCAUUUGAAGAAUACCAGGAAAGCUCAUAUUUUUCCCAGUUUUUACAAUGGAAAUGGCUGGAAAGGCGACCAGUAACAAAGAGCACGUUUAGACGUUACAGAGUUCUAGGAAAAGGCGGCUUUGGAGAGGUUUGUGCCUGUCAAGUGAGAGCUACAGGAAAAAUGUAUGCCUGCAAAAAGCUGGAAAAGAAAAGAAUAAAGAAGAGGAGAGGAGAAGCCAUGGCUCUGAAUGAGAAGAGAAUCCUAGAGAAAGUGCACAGCAGAUUUGUAGUUAGUUUAGCCUACACUUAUGAAACCAAAGAUGCCUUGUGUUUGGUGCUAACCAUUAUGAAUGGCGGGGAUUUGAAGUUCCACAUUUACAACAUGGGCAAUCCUGGCUUUGAGGAGCAGAGAGCUAUUUUCUAUGCUGCAGAGCUGUGCUGUGGCUUGGAAGAUUUACAGAGGGAAAGAAUUGUAUACAGGUAA